This is a messenger RNA of Condylura cristata (star-nosed mole), 687 nucleotides long. RefSeq names its product myosin, light chain 3, alkali; ventricular, skeletal, slow (gene MYL3). Gene Ontology annotation, cellular component: myosin II complex. Gene Ontology annotation, molecular function: calcium ion binding. Lineage: Eukaryota; Metazoa; Chordata; Mammalia; Eulipotyphla; Talpidae. The coding region runs from base 46 to 651 and encodes 201 amino acids. The record is from RefSeq and is a predicted model, not a curated record. The transcript is spliced from 7 exons.
CUGCCCGCUGCCUUCUCGCCACAUCCGUCUCAGUGCUCAGUCUCCAUGGCCCCCAAAAAGCCAGAGCCCAAGAAGGAUGAGGCCAAGGCAGCCCCCAAGGCCGCAGCUGCUCCAGCACCUGCACCUACCCCUGCAUCCGCACCAGAGCCCGAGGGCCCCAAAGAGCCUGAAUUUGAUGCCUCCAAGGUCAAGAUCGAGUUUACACCGGAUCAGAUUGAAGAGUUCAAGGAGGCCUUCAUGCUGUUUGACCGCACACCCAAGGGGGAGAUGAAGAUCAUGUUCAGCCAGUGUGGGGACGUCCUGCGGGCGCUGGGCCAGAACCCCACACAGGCUGAGGUGCUCCGUGUCCUGGGGAAGCCCAAGCAGGAAGACCUCAACACCAAGCUGAUGGACUUUGACACGUUCCUGCCCAUGCUGCAGCACACGGCCAAGAGCAAGGACACUGGCACCUACGAGGACUUUGUGGAGGGGCUGCGGGUCUUCGACAAGGAGGGCAACGGCACCGUCAUGGGCGCCGAGCUCCGCCACGUGCUGGCUACGCUGGGUGAGAGACUGACAGAAGAUGAGGUGGAGAAGCUGAUGGCUGGGCAAGAGGACUCGAAUGGCUGCAUCAACUAUGAAGCCUUCGUGAAGCACAUCAUGGCCAGCUGAGCCUUUCACCUCGGGGAGCUGGGGGAGCCAAAUUGG